UCAUAUAAAUAGCUGCUACUGGUGCAGAUCAAACAUAAAUUCUGAACAGGUGUUCGUCAAAGCAACAAAACAAGAAAUCAAUAUGAAGUUCUUCGCAGUAUUCGCUCUCUUUGUAGCUUUCGUGGCACUGGUGCAAGCGGCUCCCGCAGACGAGGAGUACAGUAUGUCAGGACUGUCGGGCGAGGUGACGGAGGCGGUGGAGGUGUUCGGCAGCGCGCGGCAGCGGAUCUGCACGGCGGCGCUGUGCCGCGCGGUGUGCCAGUCGCUGGGCUUCCCGCGCGGCAGCUGCAACGCGCAGCUCCUUUGCGUCUGCAGACGUUGAUUAUUUGUAUACAGUACAUGUCCACGUUUUUAUGUAAACAUGUAUUUUUUUAAAUAAAUAUAAUAUGAAUUAUAAA
This is a messenger RNA of Colias croceus (clouded yellow), 398 nucleotides long. RefSeq names its product defensin Lucifensin-like. The transcript has 2 exons. NCBI's taxonomy places the organism in Eukaryota, Metazoa, Arthropoda, Insecta, Lepidoptera, Pieridae. Gene Ontology annotation, biological process: defense response. The record is from RefSeq and is a predicted model, not a curated record. Bases 83 to 322 code for a protein of 79 amino acids.